This is a messenger RNA of Leopardus geoffroyi (Geoffroy's cat), 3367 nucleotides long. RefSeq names its product Mtr4 exosome RNA helicase (gene MTREX). The coding region runs from base 5 to 3133 and encodes 1042 amino acids. Gene Ontology annotation, cellular component: nucleus. Gene Ontology annotation, biological process: RNA catabolic process; maturation of 5.8S rRNA. The record is from RefSeq and is a predicted model, not a curated record. NCBI's taxonomy places the organism in Eukaryota, Metazoa, Chordata, Mammalia, Carnivora, Felidae. The transcript is spliced from 27 exons. Gene Ontology annotation, molecular function: RNA helicase activity; RNA binding; ATP binding.
AAAGAUGGCGGACGCUUUCGGGGAUGAGCUCUUCAGCGUGUUUGAGGACGACUCGGCCACCGCACCCGGAACUAAAAACGACAGAGAGAAGGAGAAGGGGAAAUGGAAAGGGCCGCCAGGGUCUGCAGAAAAGGGCGGGAAACGUUUUGAUGGUAAAUUACAAUCGGAGUCAACUAAUACUGCAAAAACCAAGAGAGAUGCAGAUUUUGAGGGCACAGAUGAACCCAUAUUUGGAAAGAAGCCUAGGGUGGAAGAAUCAAUAAAUGAAGAUUUAAGUUUGGCUGACUUGAUGCCCAGAGUCAAGGUACAAUCAGUUGAAACUGUUGAAGGGUGUACACAUGAGGUUGCACUUCCUGCAGAUGAAGAUUAUUUACCACUUAAACCUCGAGUUGGAAAAGCUGCAAAGGAAUACCCGUUCAUUCUUGAUGCUUUUCAAAGAGAAGCCAUUCAGUGUGUUGAUAAUAAUCAGUCGGUUUUAGUAUCUGCACAUACAUCAGCAGGAAAAACUGUAUGCGCUGAGUAUGCCAUUGCAUUGGCCUUAAGGGAAAAACAGCGUGUAAUAUUCACCAGCCCAAUUAAGGCUCUGAGUAACCAGAAAUACCGAGAAAUGUAUGAAGAGUUUCAAGAUGUUGGUUUGAUGACUGGAGAUGUUACUAUUAAUCCUACAGCAUCUUGUCUUGUUAUGACCACAGAGAUUUUGAGAAGUAUGCUGUACAGAGGUUCUGAAGUUAUGCGAGAAGUUGCUUGGGUCAUAUUUGAUGAAAUUCAUUACAUGAGAGAUUCAGAGCGUGGUGUUGUAUGGGAAGAAACUAUUAUUUUGCUUCCUGACAAUGUCCACUAUGUCUUUCUUUCGGCUACUAUUCCAAAUGCCCGACAGUUUGCUGAAUGGAUUUGCCAUUUGCAUAAACAGCCUUGUCAUGUAAUUUACACAGAUUAUCGGCCGACACCAUUGCAGCACUACAUUUUUCCAGCAGGGGGAGAUGGCCUGCACCUUGUGGUUGAUGAAAAUGGUGACUUCAGAGAAGAUAAUUUUAAUACUGCAAUGCAAGUGCUUCGAGAUGCUGGUGAUUUGGCAAAAGGAGAUCAGAAGGGGCGAAAAGGAGGAACAAAAGGACCAUCAAAUGUGUUCAAGAUUGUGAAGAUGAUUAUGGAAAGAAAUUUUCAACCUGUAAUUAUUUUCAGCUUUAGUAAGAAGGAUUGUGAAGCCUAUGCACUUCAGAUGACCAAAUUAGAUUUUAACACAGAUGAAGAGAAGAAGAUGGUUGAAGAAGUAUUCAGUAAUGCCAUUGACUGUUUGUCUGAUGAAGAUAAAAAACUCCCUCAGGUCGAACAUGUACUUCCUCUUUUGAAGCGGGGAAUUGGUAUUCACCAUGGUGGCUUACUUCCUAUUUUGAAAGAAACUAUAGAAAUUCUCUUUUCUGAAGGAUUGAUAAAGGCCUUAUUUGCCACAGAGACUUUUGCCAUGGGAAUUAAUAUGCCAGCUAGAACUGUUUUAUUUACAAAUGCCCGAAAAUUUGAUGGGAAAGAUUUCCGAUGGAUUUCCUCUGGUGAAUACAUUCAGAUGUCUGGUCGAGCUGGAAGGAGGGGAAUGGAUGAUAGAGGAAUUGUGAUUCUUAUGGUGGAUGAAAAGAUGAGCCCAACAAUUGGAAAACAGCUACUUAAGGGCUCAGCUGAUCCUCUAAAUAGUGCUUUCCAUUUGACCUACAACAUGGUUUUGAACUUGCUACGUGUAGAAGAAAUUAAUCCUGAGUACAUGUUGGAAAAAUCCUUUUACCAGUUUCAACAUUAUAGAGCAAUUCCAGGAGUAGUAGAGAAGGUAAAGAACUCAGAAGAACAGUAUAAUAAAAUAGUAAUACCAAAUGAGGAAAGUGUUGUCAUCUAUUAUAAGAUUAGACAGCAGCUUGCCAAACUGGGUAAAGAAAUUGAAGAAUAUAUUCACAAACCAAAAUACUGCUUACCAUUUCUACAGCCAGGUCGUUUGGUAAAGGUAAAGAAUGAAGGAGAUGAUUUUGGCUGGGGAGUAGUGGUAAAUUUCUCCAAAAAGUCAAAUGUCAAGCCUAAUUCUGGUGAACUGGAUCCUUUAUAUGUAGUAGAAGUACUUCUGCGCUGUAGCAAAGAAAGUUUGAAAAAUUCAGCUACUGAGGCUGCAAAACCAGCUAAGCCUGAUGAGAAAGGAGAGAUGCAGGUUGUUCCAGUUUUGGUGCACCUCCUGUCUGCUAUCAGCAGUGUUAGGCUUUAUAUUCCUAAAGACCUUCGGCCAGUGGAUAAUAGACAGAGUGUUUUAAAGUCAAUACAGGAAGUUCAGAAACGUUUUCCUGAUGGUGUUCCCUUAUUAGAUCCUAUUGAUGAUAUGGGCAUUCAAGAUCAAGGGCUGAAAAAAGUCAUCCAGAAAGUAGAGGCUUUUGAACAUAGAAUGUAUUCUCAUCCACUUCACAAUGAUCCAAAUUUGGAAACAGUGUAUACUCUUUGUGAAAAAAAAGCACAGAUUGCAAUAGAUAUUAAAUCUGCAAAGCGAGAACUAAAGAAAGCAAGAACUGUCCUACAAAUGGAUGAGCUCAAAUGCCGCAAACGUGUUUUAAGGAGGUUGGGAUUUGCUACUUCUUCUGAUGUCAUAGAGAUGAAAGGACGAGUGGCUUGUGAGAUAAGCAGUGCUGAUGAACUCCUUCUAACUGAGAUGAUGUUUAAUGGCCUUUUCAAUGACCUGUCUGCAGAACAGGCAACGGCACUGCUAAGCUGCUUUGUGUUUCAAGAGAAUUCAAGUGAGAUGCCCAAAUUAACUGAGCAGUUAGCAGGACCACUUCGUCAAAUGCAGGAAUGUGCUAAAAGAAUUGCAAAAGUUUCAGCAGAAGCCAAAUUGGAAAUUGAUGAGGAAACUUACCUAAGCUCAUUCAAACCUCACUUAAUGGAUGUAGUGUAUACCUGGGCAACGGGAGCAACAUUUGCUCAUAUCUGCAAGAUGACAGAUGUCUUUGAAGGCAGCAUAAUUCGUUGUAUGAGGCGCCUGGAAGAACUGCUUAGACAGAUGUGUCAAGCAGCAAAAGCCAUUGGAAAUACUGAGCUGGAAAACAAAUUUGCAGAAGGAAUCACCAAAAUCAAGAGAGAUAUUGUAUUUGCUGCCAGCCUCUACUUGUAAAAGGAGCCAGCGAAAUGAAUGUGGGAUUUUAAAGUUUUCACCACCUGAUUACAGCUGACUACAUAUAAAUGCUUACACAAGUAUUGAUUUGGUUCUCUCAUCUCAAGGCAGUCGUUCAAACAUUUUAAUAUGUAUUAUGUUUAAAUCAGGCAUCAUGCUAAGAAAGCAUACAUUACAUACACAUUUGUACAUAAGCAUUACAUUUUUUUAAUAAAAAAAAUGUACAGGUGGGCA